Nomascus leucogenys (northern white-cheeked gibbon) is the source of this 1939-nucleotide messenger RNA. It is a transcript of the gene FSCN2, whose product is annotated as fascin actin-bundling protein 2, retinal. NCBI's taxonomy places the organism in Eukaryota, Metazoa, Chordata, Mammalia, Primates, Hylobatidae. Gene Ontology annotation, cellular component: actin cytoskeleton; cytoplasm. Gene Ontology annotation, biological process: establishment or maintenance of cell polarity; cell migration; actin filament bundle assembly. Gene Ontology annotation, molecular function: actin filament binding; protein-macromolecule adaptor activity. The record is from RefSeq and is a predicted model, not a curated record.
UGCCCGCGGGCCCUCUAAGAGCUGCCCAGGCUGCUGCCGCAGGUCAGAGGCGGGUCAGAGCAGGCAGGGGGUUCAUGACGCCGGCUGGGUCUGGGGGCCGUGGGCCAGCCGAGCCGACCCAGGCUUCUCGGGGACCGCGGGGGCCGUGAGCACUCAGAGGGAGCGUCCCAGGCCCCUCCGGGGACCCAGCCAGCCUGAAGAUGCCGACGAACGGCCUGCACCAGGUGCUGAAGAUCCAGUUUGGCCUCGUCAACGACACUGGCCGCUACCUGACAGCCGAGAGCUUCGGCUUCAAGGUCAAUGCCUCGGCACCCAGCCUCAAGCGGAAGCAGACCUGGGUGCUGGAACCCGACCCAGGACAAGGCACGGCCGUGCUGCUCCGCAGCAGCCACCUGGGCCGCUACCUGUCGGCAGAAGAGGAUGGGCGCGUGGCCUGUGAGGCAGAGCAGCCGGGCCGUGACUGCCGCUUCCUGGUCCUGCCGCAGCCAGAUGGGCGCUGGGUGCUGCAGUCAGAGCCGCACGGCCGCUUCUUCGGAGGCACCGAGGACCAGCUGUCCUGCUUUGCCACAGCCGUUUCCCCGGCCGAGCUGUGGACCGUGCACCUGGCCAUCCACCCGCAGGCCCACCUGCUGAGUGUGAGCCGGCGGCGCUACGUGCACCUGUGCCCGCGGGAGGAUGAGAUGGCUGCAGACGGUGACAAGCCCUGGGGCGUGGACGCCCUCCUCACCCUCAUCUUCCGUAGCCGACGGUACUGCCUCAAGUCCUGUGACAGCCGCUACCUGCGCAGCGACGGCCGCCUGGUCUGGGAGCCUGAGCCCCAUGCCUGCUACACGCUGGAGUUCAAGGCGGGCAAGCUGGCCUUCAAGGACUGCGACGGCCGCUACCUGGCACCCGUGGGGCCUGCUGGCACCCUCAAGGCCGGCCGGAACACGCGACCUGGCAAAGAUGAGCUCUUUGACCUGGAGGAGAGUCACCCACAGGUGGUGCUGGUGGCCGCCAACCACCGCUAUGUCUCUGUGCGGCAAGGGGUCAACGUGUCAGCCAAUCAGGAUGAUGAACUAGACCAUGAGACCUUCCUGAUGCAAAUUGACCAGGAGACAAAGAAGUGCACCUUCUAUUCCAGCACUGGGGGCUACUGGACCCUGGUCACCCAUGGGGGCAUUCAGGCCACAGCCACACAAGUUUCCGCCAACACCAUGUUUGAGAUGGAGUGGCGUGGCCGGCGGGUAGCACUCAAAGCCAGCAAUGGGCGCUACGUGUGCAUGAAGAAGAAUGGACAGCUGGCGGCUAUCAGCGAUUUUGCGGGGGCCCCACCCCGCCUGGCCUGGACAGGGAAGGUGGCGGGAGGGGCAGCGCAGCAGACGCUUUCCCCGCCAGGCAAGGACGAGGAGUUCACCCUCAAGCUCAUCAACCGGCCCAUCCUGGUGCUGCGCGGCCUGGACGGCUUCGUCUGCCACCACCGCGGCUCCAACCAGCUGGACACCAACCGCUCCGUCUACGACGUCUUCCACCUGAGCUUCAGCGACGGUGCCUACCAGAUCCGAGGCCGCGACGGAGGAUUCUGGUACACGGGCAGCCACGGCAGCGUGUGCAGCGACGGCGAACGCGCCGAGGACUUCGUCUUCGAGUUCCGCGAACUCGGCCGCCUGGCCAUCCGCGCCCGGAGCGGCAAGUACCUGCGCGGCGGCGCCUCGGGCCUGCUGCGGGCCGACGCCGACGCACCGGUCGGGACCGCGCUUUGGGAGUACUGAGGCCGCGCCCAGACCAGCCUGUCGCGCGUUAAACCGUGUCUGUCCCGCAGCUGUGGGUGGGCUCCGGGGCGGGCGCCGCUUGGGGGUCCUGCAGCCAGAGGUGGAGGAGGCCCACAGUUCUCCCCAAACCAGAGAGCGCCCAGAACUUCCCAGUGCCCAAGGACUCCUGUCUGGGAGGUGGUCUUGUG